AUGAAUACGGAACUACUGUAUCAGCAGCUCGAAGAAAGUCGUGUAAAGUCCACUUCUGGCGUGUACUUCAUCCUUCCAUUGAAGCUGCGAGAUAUACUCACGCCUGCGCAAGUCGACCUCGCAGUUCAAGAAAUUAAUUGCGAAGCCCACGAGCGGAUUGGUCUCUCAAGAAAGCUUGUCGAAGAUGGUUUGGUUACAUUUGCUAUCCUUAUAUGGAUGAGAAGGACCAGUGCUAUAGUGCGGUUUCGCGACUUCGAAUGUCUUGACAGAAAACUCCCGUUAGACGAAACCAAAGCUCGAGAAAUUGCACCCGAAUUUGGCAUUUCCUUCGCCCGCGAGGUCCAAUGGCAGUUUCUUCCUUACUUUUUCCAAAGCGACAUGUGCGAUUAUCACCGUCAUAUUCACGAUGCCGGAAUGGUAUUCCCGUUUGUUGGACAAGUAGAAGAUAUUGGCGAGGGUGGUUUUGGAAAAGUCACAAAACUUGAGAUCCCGGCCAGUCUCCAAGGAUUUUACCGGGAAACUGUCGGUACUGUAGCGGUUGUGCGCAAAUCUGUUGUGUAUCGGAAGAGGUACACGAAAGACAGAUAUGAUCAACUCUUCUUAAAAGAAAUGAAAUCUCUCCGCCUACUGCAUCGAUUAAAACAUCCAAAUAUCAUACCCCUGCUGGGAUCUUACACCCACCAGCAAGAGCACAAUUUCCUCUUUCCGUACUUUCCAAUGGAUCUUGCCCACUUCCUCCAACUGGAUACACGAUUCGGCGACUUUCGUUGGGAUUUCACAUUCCCACUAGCACUCCGUGGAUUGGCCUCAGCUCUAGAACAUACCCACGACCUUCAUUUAGAGCUGGAACAGAACGGGUUAAACCUUGACGCUACAGGUUAUCAUCAUGACCUUCGGCCAGCGAACAUAUUAGUCCGCGGGAAUACUUACAUUCUGGCCGACUUUGGCUUAGGGGGAAUGAAGGACGAAGGGAUGAAAUCAACCACGCCAUGGAAGAUGGGUACUGGAGACUACCUCGCUCCCGAAAGUAGGGACGCUGCAACUUUCGCCAAUCAGCUGGUUGGCAGAUCAAUUGAUGUCUGGGCAUUUGGCUGUCUGCUUGCCGAACUGGCGACGUAUAUCCACCGGGGUCCCAAAGGUGUGGAACAGUUCCGAGUCGCUCGAGAAGGCGAACUGCGUCCAGGAUGGAUAUCAACAUACUUCUACAGUUCUAGUGGUCAACUCAAGCCUUCAGUACGUGAAUGGCUCCAGGAACUUGGGAAUACAUCAUCAACCCUGACUCAAGACCUGGUGCAGGUCGCCUUUUUAGCCCUAGAACCAGCUGUAGAGUCACGCCCCUCUAUGCACCAGAUCCGUUUUGCCCUAGAUAUUCGAGGUUUCCGGGCGCUUGUCUCGGCAGUAUGCAAUUCAUUCGACCAGUUUCUAGGUUGUUCCAGCGCCGGGCAGGACACAGAAUGUACUCAACAAGCCUCGAUGUGGUUCGAGCUCGAGCGCGUUCGCGUCUUUGGCCGGCUCUUACUCUCGCAAGCGAGUGAACAGAACUCAGUCUUUACUGAAGAAGACACCAUCCAAGCAUGUUAUAAGAAACUACAAAGUCUAUUCUGCACUAUCAACGCCGAACUCGGACUUCACGACGCGAAGGGUUCCCAAUCGGUAGAGAGUUUUAUCGAGAUACGCAAGUCCUUCGAAGAACGCAUUCAAUGCCUUGUCCAAGACUUGUGGGACUUUUUACCCUCAGCCUGUUUUCGGAAGAUACAACAGAUUUGGAUCCAAUCAAUGCAAGAGGAUGAUAUUGAGCGACUCAACAAUAUAGAUGCUUCGCUUCAAGCGCACCGAAGACAGGAUAUGAGGGAUAUGGGUGCAAUAGCUAAGAUGAAGGCCUUGCGACUGCAACUGGAAAAUGACACGACCUCCGGCACCGCACAGCUCUUGCGUCCUCGGGAGGACCUUAGUGAUCUCCAGUUAUCCAACGGCCACACAUACGGUAAAUUUCGUGGGGGUAGAGUCUUAGUCGAGUGGAUGUAUUAUCGUCCGCAGUGGGAAUCGAUCCCAGAAGUUCAGAGACUCAUGGUUAUGGAACUAAAAGCGAGGGGCUUCAGUAUCGACCCAGAACCAACGGGAUUACGAAUGUUGAAAUGUCUUGGUUUUGUAGAAGAAGCUGGGAAUCAGGGUCGCAGACACGGAUACGGCUUCCUCUACAAACUUCCAGAACAAGUUGAAGGAUACUGUUUUGUACCACCAGUGACUUUGAAACAGCUACUCUCGUUGGGAAUGGACCGACAAUUGGGUUCAGAAAGCCAAGCUCCCCUACGUGGAAAGUUCCUACUCGCUCACUCGCUGGCUUUGUUCUUCGAGAAAUUUUACACGGUUGGCUGUGUGCACGAAACCUUCAGUUCGAAGAACGUAAUCUUUGCCCACACUUCAUUGGAAAUGUUCGCCUCGACGAACACAUGGAGUCAGCCCUAUGUCGUGGGUUUCCAAAAGAGUAGACCCGAUGGAGAAUCCUGGGCUACUGAAGGACCGCCAGAUGAGACAGAUUUUAGUGAAUACGAACAUCCAGAGUACCGCGAAGGAGGUCGAUUCUUGCUGGAGUACGACGUUUACAGUCUCGGAUUGGUGCUCCUUGAAAUUGGGUCUUGGAUUCCUUUGCAAAAAUUCUCGCAAAAGAGAGGACAUCGAACUCUUGGCACACGCGAGUUUCGGAAAGUUUUACUUGAAAAGUAUGUCCCAAGGCUAGAGGCGACUGUUGGGACUGUGUACAGUAAAGCUGUUAGUGCUUGUUUGGAUGGUUCCUUAGUUCUUCGUUCAGACAAAGUGGCCUCAGAUGAUCUGGAGUCAAGUGUUUUCGGGGAGUAUAUUGAGAAAGUGGUCAAUCCUUUAGAAGAGUUGUCACAGUUACGAAUUUGA
This is a messenger RNA of Dothidotthia symphoricarpi CBS 119687, 2907 nucleotides long. Its product is annotated as kinase-like protein. Gene Ontology annotation, biological process: protein phosphorylation. The record is from RefSeq and is a predicted model, not a curated record. The transcript has 2 exons. NCBI's taxonomy places the organism in Eukaryota, Fungi, Ascomycota, Dothideomycetes, Pleosporales, Dothidotthiaceae. The coding region runs from base 1 to 2907 and encodes 968 amino acids. Gene Ontology annotation, molecular function: ATP binding; protein kinase activity.